AACCCACAUCACUUUCUGCCUCCACUCUGCACCCUCUCACCAAUGGCGGCUGCAUCUUCUCCUUCAUCCGCUCACCCCCAACUCAUUUCAUUCACCAAAACCCUAACCAACAAAUCCCCAUUCACCUCCAAAUCCCUAAUCUCCUUCAAACCCACUUUCAAACCCUUCACCAUCAAAGCAAUCACAUCCGAAAAACCAACACAAACCCACAAAUUCGACCACUGUUUCACCAAACAAGACGAUGGGUAUUUGUACUGCGAGGGUCUCAAGGUUCAAGAAGUCAUGGAGGCUGUUGAAAAGAGACCCUUUUAUCUUUACAGUAAGCCUCAGAUAACGAGGAAUGUUGAGGCGUAUAAGGAUGCUUUGGAGGGCUUGAAUUCGAUCAUUGGUUAUGCUAUUAAGGCGAAUAAUAAUUUUGUGAUUUUGAAGCAUUUGAGAGAGUUGGGUUGUGGGGCUGUUUUGGUUAGUGGGAAUGAACUUAGAUUGGCUCUUGCUGCUGGUUUUGAUCCUACAAGGUGUGUUUUUAAUGGAAACGGAAAGCUUUUGGAGGAUCUUGUUCUUGCUGCUCAAGAAGGUGUGUUUGUUAACAUAGAUAGCGAAUUUGAUUUGGAUAACAUUGUAUCGGCAGCAAGAAUUGCUGGGAAAAAGGUCAAUGUAUUGCUUCGAAUCAAUCCGGAUGUUGACCCUCAGGUCCAUCCUUACGUUGCAACUGGAAACAAGAACUCCAAAUUCGGUAUACGGAACGAAAAAUUGCAAUGGUUUUUAGAUGCCGUGAAGUCAUAUCCUGACGAACUUAAGCUAGUUGGGGCCCAUUGCCAUCUCGGAUCCACCAUUACCAAGGUUGACAUUUUCAGAGAUGCUGCAGCAAUUAUGGUGAAGUUCAUCGACGAAAUCCGUGCCCAAGGGUUCGAUAUUAGUCAUUUAAACAUUGGAGGUGGUCUCGGGAUCGAUUACUAUCACACCGGCACCGUUCUUCCUACCCCAAGAGAUCUCAUCGACACAGUGCGGGAGCUAGUCAAGUCUCGAAAUCUGAAUUUGAUUAUCGAACCCGGGAGGUCGCUCAUUGCUAACACUUGCUGUUUUGUGAAUCGUGUUACGGGUGUGAAAACAAACGGUACAAAAAACUUUAUCGUGAUUGAUGGAAGCAUGGCUGAACUUAUUCGUCCUAGCCUAUACGAUGCUUAUCAACACAUAGAACUGGUUUCGCCCCCACCAUCUGAUUCUGCUGUUUCGACUUUUGAUGUUGUGGGCCCGGUUUGCGAGUCGGCUGAUUUCUUGGGGAAAAAUAGGGAACUUCCUGCACCAGCCAGGGGUUCUGGGCUUGUAGUUCAUGAUGCAGGUGCCUACUGCAUGAGUAUGGCUUCGACUUACAACCUCAAAAUGCGCCCACCCGAGUACUGGGUUGAAGAAGAUGGAUCAGUAGCCAAGAUCAGGCAUGGGGAGACAUUUGAUGACCAUAUGAGAUUUUUUGAGGGCCUCUCAGUCUAGCUUAUAUCGCGGCCUUCUUAUAUCUAUGUGUUUGUAUCUCUAUCUUUUGAAUACAAGAUUCCAAGUUCCAUUUGAUGGCCAAAUCUUGUGAUGGAUUUUGCCUGCCACUAGUAUUGCAUCUUUCAUGUUUAGAAGAUUACAAGGCAUGAUUUGACAUGUAUCGAAUUGUUUGAUCUUUUUCGUCCCGUCUUUAUGAAAUCGUCCAAUUCUUAGGGAUCA
Molecule: messenger RNA, 1707 nt
Organism: Helianthus annuus (common sunflower)
Lineage: Eukaryota; Viridiplantae; Streptophyta; Magnoliopsida; Asterales; Asteraceae
Product: diaminopimelate decarboxylase 1, chloroplastic
Exons: 8
Coding region: 43-1488 (481 amino acids)
Cellular component (GO): chloroplast
Molecular function (GO): diaminopimelate decarboxylase activity
Source: RefSeq, a predicted model, not a curated record